Molecule: messenger RNA, 5129 nt
Organism: Talpa occidentalis (Iberian mole)
Lineage: Eukaryota; Metazoa; Chordata; Mammalia; Eulipotyphla; Talpidae
Gene: CPM
Product: carboxypeptidase M
Exons: 9
Coding region: 43-1371 (442 amino acids)
Biological process (GO): proteolysis
Cellular component (GO): cell surface
Molecular function (GO): zinc ion binding; metallocarboxypeptidase activity
Source: RefSeq, a predicted model, not a curated record
ACCGCCGGCGGGCGGGCGGACUGACGCGCCGGGGCUGGGAACAUGAACUUCGCGCGCCUCUGGCUGGGGCUGCUGCUGCCUUUGGCAGCUGCGCUGGAUUUCGGCUACCACCACCAGGAAGCAAUGGAAGCGUUUUUGAAGAAUAUUGCCCAUAACUACAGUUCUAUCACUCACCUGCACAGUAUUGGGAAAUCUGUGAAAGGCAGAAACCUCUGGGUUCUUGUCGUGGGGCGGUUUCCAAAAGAACACAGAAUUGGGAUUCCGGAGUUCAAGUACGUGGCAAAUAUGCAUGGAGAUGAGACUGUAGGCCGAGAACUGCUGCUUCAUUUAAUUGAGUAUCUCGUAACUAGUGAUGGAAAAGACCCUGAAAUCACAAAACUAAUCAAUAGUACCCGGAUACAUAUCAUGCCUUCAAUGAACCCAGAUGGAUUCGAAGCUGUCAAAAAGCCUGACUGUUAUUAUAGUAAUGGAAGGGAAAAUAGUAACGACUAUGACUUGAAUAGAAACUUCCCUGAUGCUUUCGAAUUUAACAAUGUAACAACUCAGCCUGAAACCAGGGCAGUCAUGGAGUGGCUGAAAACAGAGACAUUCGUCCUCUCUGCGAACCUCCACGGCGGUGCCCUGGUAGCCAGUUACCCGUUUGAUAAUGGUGUUCCAGCAACUGGGACCUUACACUUGCGGAGUUUAACCCCUGAUGAUGAUGUUUUUCAAUAUCUUGCACAUACUUAUGCUUCAAGAAAUCCUGUCAUGAAGAAAGGAGAUGAGUGUAAAAAUAAAAUGAACUCUCGAAAUGGAAUUAUAAAUGGGUAUUCUUGGUAUCCACUUAAGGGUGGAAUGCAAGAUUACAACUACAUCUGGGCUCAAUGUUUUGAAAUCACAUUGGAGUUGUCGUGCUGUAAAUACCCUCGUGCAGAGAAGCUUACAUCUUUCUGGAAUGAUAACAGAGCCUCAUUAAUUGAAUAUAUGAAACAGGUGCACCUAGGUGUAAAGGGUCAAGUUUUUGAUCAGAAUAAAAAUCCAUUACCCAAUGUGAUUGUAGAAGUCGAAGGCAAACAACAUAUCUGCCCUUAUAGAACCAACAAAUUUGGAGAGUAUUAUCUCCUUCUGUUGCCUGGGUCCUAUAAGAUAAAUGUUACAGUCCCUGGACACAAUCCAUUCCUAACAAAGGUGAUUAUUCCAGAAAAAUCCCAGAACUUCAGUGCUCUUAAAAAGGAUAUUUUACUUCCAUUGAGAGGGCAACUGGAUUUCAUUCCACCAUCAAAUCCUUUGUGUCCUACCAUCCCUCUAUAUAAUUUGCCAAGUCACUCGGCUGUAACAAAGUCUAGCCUGUUAGUAUUUUUGGUGACUCUUUUUCACAUAUUUCUCAAAUAAAGCAAAAUGUGAAACUCAGCUCUCAUCACCGCCUGGAAUCAGGGAUCACUCACGACAGGUUACUGCAACGCUAAGGCUCUCCGUGGGAUCUUGACUCGAUAAAGCCCACCAUCCUUUCUUCAGAAGAGAAUUGGUUGCUUCCAAAUCCUGCAACAACCAGUGUGUGGUGAUACAAAAGUAAUGAUUUGGUCUUGAUGAUGAAUGGAAGACAUCAACCUAUCAAGUACUACCCACUUACAUGUAAUCUUGAAAUAAUCUUAGAAAUUUGUAAGAAAGUAAACUUCAGAAACAAAAUGUUCCUACAAGAAAAAAGGACUUAAUGUUGUAUACAGAGAGCCAGAUGAAUACAAGUAUUGAAGAUGAACAUUUACUAAUCGCCUUGCCAUGAGGGUUAUGUGUGAAGAGAAAGUGCCAAAUGUUAGUUCUCAGUGCAGGAGGAAAAUGAGAACACUGGGGAGUUUUACAAAUCUUCUAAGGAAAUAUGAGGAAAAAAGGCAACCAUAUCUCAGUGGCCCAAGAAAAUAUGAGCCUCAGGGGAUGACAAGGUUGCGUCUAUAGAGCCCCAGGUCAAUUGAGUCCUUGCCUUUCUGCAAGUCUGUUAUGCUGAUGACUCCCAAAUGUGUAACUGUAUCCUCUUACCUGAGCUGCAGACUUAUGUCCAACUGGGCAUAUUCACCUGGUGUGGCCCAGAUACCUCAAACUCAUGUUGAAAAUCAAACAUACUUUUCUCCCUAGAGUUGCUCUUUCUCCUGUAUUCUGUCUCAAUUACUUGAAACCUGAAAGUUAUCCUUCAUACUUCUUCCUCCUUUAUCCCACAUAUCCGGUCAGAAAAGUCAACUUUUGUAUUAUAAAUUGGUUCUGCCCUCUUUCCAAGGCUGCAUAGACUGCCUCAUUUCAGCCGCCAUAGCUCACCUGCACCACUACAACCACCUUACUAGUCUCCUGCUCCUAUUCUCUUCAAAUCCAUCCUACACACAGUACUGGUGAAGGGAUUAAGGGCUGCCUAAAACAACAUCAAACAUCAAGUGCUUGUGGUUCCUACUCACAUAACAUGCUGUUUGUGUCCCCUGUGCUUGGUGUGCCAUUCUGACCCACUAUAUUGCCUUUCUACUCCUUUAAUAGUUCAGGUAUCAACUCCUAGGAGGCCUUUACUGACCAUCCAUUUCACCCUCUCCCAAACUGAGGUUAAAGGGCCUUUCCUCUGCUCCCCAAAUUAUUUUUGAAUUUAUAACAGUCUUAAGAUCUACUUCCAUUUGUGAUUUUUUGGGGGGAGGAGGGGGGGCAGACUGAGUUCCUAGAAGCCAGGGCUUAUUGAAACUUUUCAUUUCUGUAUUCUCAGAGCCUAGCACAUACUAGGGAAUGAAUGAAUAGAAUUCCUGCAGCCUGCCACUCCCAGUCUACCCCAUACAGGCUUUGAAUCAUUUUAUGAAAGUAGUAUUCUGUUUUGGCAAUCUCUAGCUCAUUAGUAAAACUGUCAGAAUAUUUUCAUAUGUGUAUCAAAAAAUAAAUGUAAAUACAGUGCUUUUACUGGAUUUUGCAUUUACCCAAAGGUUCAUAAUAAAAUUGUGUGUUACCGGUUAACACACUACAAGCUACCUUUUAAAAUCAGAAAACAAAAUAUUUACAACUAGUACUCAAUUUGAAGCAACUGUUCUCCAUUAUGAGAGCCUGUACUUAACCUAUCUAAAAACAUUUUAUGUAAGAAUUGACGGAGGGGGCCUCCCUGGUGGCGCAGGUGGUUAAGCACAGCGCUGUGAAGCUGUGUGCAGCCUCUGCAGUGCCGGUUCGAUCCCCAGCUUCGGAACUACUCACAUGGCGAGCAGACCUCUCCUGUCUCGCCCGCUGCUCCCCUCAGCAGUGUAUUUCUUCAGUCUGCCUGUUCUGUUCCCAGCUCUGUCUCUGGUGAAUCUUCUCACCCUCCCGUGCAUCUGGCCUGUACCCCAGUUCUUGUAUAAAUAAAUCUUAAAAAAAAAAAAAUUGACGGAGGAGCAUCAAACGGGAUAAAAGCAACUCUGGCAAGCAAAUUUCUAAGUGUUGUAUAUUCCAUAUGGAAAAUGAACUGCCUUUGUUAUUCUAUAAAGUUCUAUAGGAUCUGGAAAUGUAACUAUACUGGACUUGUUACGGAGUGAAUGAUGAGAACCACAGAUGUAUGGGAAACACUUGGGCAUUUAGGAGCUACCCCUAUGCUAAGCUUAUUCUACACAAACAAAAUCACACAUUAAUAUAAACAGAAUUUGUGGCCUCUCAACCUCAUCUUAUAAAAUCUGGUAACCUCAAUAUUUUGACUUUUACUUAAAUAAAAAGUAAUUUAUUAUAUACUGAAAGUAUCUUAAUAUUGCCAAAAAUGAUUUUGAUAUAUUACAUAUGAAAGUAUAUAAAACUCAAUUUGGUUUACCAUCAAGCCCUUAACAACUUUUCAAUCAGGCAUUCCAAGUUCUCAUUUUUUCUUGAUAGCAGUUUUGUUUUGUUUUUUUGAGAUUUAUUUAUCCAUACAAGCACUGGGUACAGUCAGAAGCACAGGAGGGUGAGAGAACUCACCAGAGUCAGAGCGCAGAGCAGAGCAGAGCAGGCAGACUGACGAAGUACACUGCUGAGGGGAGCAGCGGGCGGCAGGAGAGGUCUGUGCACCAUGUGGGACCCUCGCCCGGUGGCCGGGGAUCGAGCCGGAGCUGCAGAGGCAGCGGGCAGCCUCGCAACCCAGCGCUCAACCACUGUGCCACCGGGGAGGCCCCCUUGAUAACGGUUUUUGAAGGGGCAGGAACCAAAAUCUGAAUUGGUUCACCAUCCUUAAAAUAAAUUUAAAAAAUGUUUUUAAAAUCAGAAAUGUUAUUAGUAUCAACUUAAAAUCAUUCAGACAAGCAAAGUAAGUCUCCAAAUCAUACCUGAAUUAAUUUAGCAGAUUUAGGAUAGAUAUUAUGUAUCAAUGACACCAUGCUUGACAGUUUGUAAUGAAAGUAUAGAAGAACCCAUUAUACCCUCCACUGAUCAAAUGAAGUAUCCAGUAGAAGAAACAAUAAUGGAAUUCCAACCAUAGUCAGACCAGCUCCCCAAGUUUCUGCCAUUUCCUACUGUUCCCCACUCUCUAACCUGGUAGUUAUGCUCCCCAGGUUCUCAAUAAAUUCAGGUAUUUCUUUUAUAGAGAAACCAACAUGGCAAAGCUUUCAAAUGGGAGAAAAGAUAGCAUGUGAAAGAAUAAUUAUAAGGCAGGAGCACUGGUUUAAAACCCAUCUAACAUUCAGUUUCUUUACCUGUAAAACAAAAGUUCCUGCUUGACUGAUCUAUGACUGUCAGUAGCAGCAGCAUAUGAUAGUCACACUUUGGUUCGAUCUUGGUGCUACAUUAUUAAAGACCAAAUUGCCUCAAAUACAAACAGAAUUGGCCUGAGAACUGAAACACUGACUAGCUAGAAUGAUGAUUUAAUAAUAUUUAAGGAAACAGCUUUUUUUCAUGUACCUACUCAAGAUAAAUUGUAGCAUGAAUAAGUGCUGGGAGGUGGGGAGUAUUUUGGAAAAAUGUUAAGUUGCUGCAAUAAGUAUCAGUGUUGAUUUUGGUGCUUAAUUUAUCACAUUCAGAUGUGAACUGUUGGAUAUAACAGAAGUAUUAAGAGCCUCUCCUCAACAUUUCUGAAGUCUUUCUAAAAAAACAACCUUGGGCCUCCCCGGUGGCGCAGCGGUUGAGCGCUGGGUUGCGAGGCUGCCCGCAGCCUCUGCAGCACCGGCUCGAUCCCCGGCUGCUCCCCGGCCACCGGAGGAGGGUCC